CAGUGCAGCAUGUCGUCCAGUGAGAGAAAGUGUAGUGGAUAGAUUCAGAAUUUUGACAGAUUCUGUUAGGAAAGAGGUAAAAAUAGAAUGAGAUAAAAACUCGUACGUGAACUAAAACUUACUUUGGGAUCAGUAUGACCGUUGGAAAACAAAGAGCUAGGAGAAACGCACGCAGGACUCCGUGGUAGAUCUAGGAUUUCCGAAGGGGGAUUAAAAAACAAAGUACACAGCCAUUUUGGGUGUCAAAUAUGGAGUUUUACUCACAAAUUUGUGGUGAAAAAAGGGAGGGGGUCCUGGCUCUCUCUAACUCUGCCAUUUGGACUAGCGAAGACACUGCUUUAAAAAUGCUUGAAUACUGUAUCCUCGCUGCUCUCGAGUGAACGUUUCUGGGAUCAAGCUCUGAAAUCCUUUUAUCCCUUCGUCAUCUCAGUGGAAGUCAUGACGUCAUGAAAAAAGUACAAACUUUGAGUACAAGUAGCAUCUUUAUGUUAGACGAUUUGUUGCCAGGGUGCUGUUCAAAGUUAACGACGACAAAGGACAAUUUGUAAAGUUUCCUCCAAAACUCUAGCUCAGAAUCAUUAUAUCGCAGAUCCCUGUCUGAUCUGUACCGUUCGUCGUGUUUUUGUCAGAUUCAAUAAGCUAACCCAAACGAACAUUUGUAUGAACCAGGUGGUGUGAAUGUUAUCUCUCACGAUAUGACAAAAAAUGCCAAACUUUUGUACAUGUACAAUACGUUUUUCUAUUUGUGAGUUGAUACUAAAUACACUCAUUAUUGUAAAUUUUCUGCAGAUGGCGCUGGGUAACAGCUUUAUUUCCGUUUGUCGGAUGUACACACUGCAGAAAAUAAAGCUUGUGUCCAAAAUAGGACAGUAUGUCAACAUUUACUGCGAAUUAUAGUCGCUGAUUGUGGUGUUAUGUUUUAACAUAAGAUGUGUGCUCUCGAAAAUAGCACCUUUGUCUCCUCUCAAUGCGAAAGCACGAUCGCGCUGUAUUACCAGGUUUGUACUAUAACACCAACGGAUGGAUAAUGCUGCCCCCGUGUGUUUACGGUAUUGAGUAUAUAUACAAUGUAACAACUGCUCUCUUCUGUCACAGACUCCUAGAGAUGUAUUUCCGUGAAGAAUCCGUAGUUCUGUGGGAUCCAGUUCUCAAUUCAAGUCACUACCGGUUUGUGUCAAAUAGCGCUAAUAGGGCUUUUCCCACAGGUUACUCCCUUGUGCCUGAAAUUGACAAUGCAACGAAUGUCGCAAUGGUCUGUACUGGGUUGACGGCAGACGACUGUCAGCGUUGGGUGUCGUGUUCCAGAGCAGCCAGAGAUUGCUGCGAAAGACAAAAGGCAGCCAACACUUCGGGAUCCGAUACAGAAUUCCAAUGCAGCAUCACCUGGGACGGGAUAUCGUGCUUUGACGCCAUUCCUAAUGGAACCAUAUUAGACUUACCCUGUCCAUCUUACUACAUUCCGAGCGGUGAAUCAGAGAGAUUCUCGAUAGAAUGCUUACCAAAUGGAGAAUGGAAAGAACACGUCGUUGAAAAUGGUACACUGAGCGCUUAUACUGUUUGCAAAAAAGAGAAAGCGGUAAUUGGAAAGGAAUCCCUGGAGUUGGAGAUCUUGGUUACUCUGAUAACAAAUCUCAUAAGUCUGGCAUUUACAUUGCCAUCCCUAGCAAUCCUGACAUUUUGCAAGUUUUCCGGAAACACCGAGUCCCCGGGAGGAACCCGCCGGAUGUUUCGCAUUCAUCAGCAUUUUCUAAUCUCCCUGAUACUUGUAAGCUUUGUAACUUUGCUUUGGGACGAAGUAAUUGCCAAAGAACACAUUACAAAACUGCACAAAGAACCCAGCCAAAUAGAUCUGAAUUCGCCAUUGUGCAAGGCAAUACAUAUUGCACAGAGAUAUUUAAGAUCUACCACAUAUUUCUGGAUGUUUGUUGAAGGACUUAGCAUUCUCCUGCCGCUCCUCCCCAGUUUUAAGAAAGAAAUAAGUCUACUGUGGCUAUAUUUCAUAGGAUGGGGAAUUCCACUCAUUCCGACGGUGGUAUAUGCUUCUUUGAGGACAUCUAUCAAUCGCUACGAUUACAAGUGCUGGAUUUACUCAGUCCUAGAAUUAGAAUUCAUAGUAAUUGGACCAAAUGUAAUACCUGUAUUGUGUAACAUGGUUUUCCUGAUAAUGAUAGAAGUAGCAAUUGUAACGAAAAGCAGGAAUAUGAGGACACCCCAUGCAUCUCACCCUGUUCUACCAAAACCCCUUCGUUCCCUGAUAUUCCUUGUUCCGUUGUUUGGCUCACACUUCGUGUUAGCCUGGGUACUCCAUGUAUUUGAGGGAACAUGGUCCUUCGUAGUAUACAGGGUAGUGGAAGGAUUGCAGGGUGCCCUUGUAUCUAUUCUGUGGGUGUUUUGCAGCAAACAGGUCCGGGACUUCUGUAAAAGAGCCAUGGAACGGAGAUGUCCUCAUAUAUACGCUCGGUUUAGAGGGCGCAAGUUCAGCACUUCCUCUCACACUCACCUGACCCAAAUAAUACAUCCUGCACAUGCAACAUCCAUUGUUUAUAACGUCACUUCACAACGUACUGAGGUGCAAAGACUUUCACCUGAGGACACAUGCCAUAUUUCGAAUACUAAAAUGUGCAUUUCCGAUCUUUAACUGAAAACAAUGUUAAGUGUGAUUUAUCGAAAGGAAGCUUAUUUGUAGUUGGUUGGUAGGUUGUAUAUUGUUUAAAGUCCCACCUAAGAAUCUUUUCAUUCAGUGAAUAGCUGAAAAUUUUAAAUCUAUGCUCGGCUCGCACGGCCUUUAAGCAGGGAUGCAUUUUUGUCGUGCCACGCCUGCUGUGAUACGAACCUCAGUUUUUGCGGCAUCAUCCGAUGGAACCCCCCCCCCCCCCAUUCAGUCGCCUUGUACGACAAGCAAGGGGUCUCGAGGACCUAUUUUAACCCGGAUUAUCACGGGACCUUACCGAUAGUUAAAUUAUACAAAUUGUAAGCACCUACAUUCAACAUUUGUUUGUUUGUUGUUGUUUUUUUGUUUUUUUUACAUCAAAGUAUGUAUAAUGUAUAUUACUUAUUUUGACUACGGACUACUACGUUUACCUAAUCGAGAUACAGAACUCAUGUCAGGUGCGACUGGUCAACAGGUGAUGAUUGCCCCUUCUGUGGGACCUUAUCCCGCCGCUCGUAUGUCCAGGAAUCCAUCUUUGUUUGCACGUAAUAUUGAGAUUGAUCGUUCGUUGUUUUCACCUUUGUAAUACAUCGUACACAUCACCUACAUGUAAAAUACAUCGCACUAUGGAGUCCGAAGAUAGCAAAAAUAUUGAAGUGCAGGAAAUAUGUUUUUAAUAAUAAAAGAAAAGUCUAAAAAUUGGUAUGAAUCACGUCAGACAACUUUCGAUUAAAUGAUAAGUGGUAUUUGUAAAUUAUAUCGUUUAAGUGACCAUGGAGUUUUCGAACCCCUGUAACAUCAACUUAUUUGGCAGUAGCCCUGCCUGAUUUAAAAACUGAUCAUACGCAAAGCUUUCUUGUGUGUAUCGUAUUAGUUUACAAACAGAAUGACUUCAGCUAUUCCAGCAUCAACUUCCCAUAUUUAUGUAGGAAUACCUGUAUUCCACUAUAUUUUGCAUAUGGUGAUUAUAUCUCUCAGCUGAUUCAAUACGCAGUUUUUAAAUCGAAACAGGCUACUGAUCAAUAAGAUGAUGUUACAGGGGGUUUAACAGUCUCGUUUAAAGUCAGCAUUUCGCAACUUCUUUGGGUACUAUAACGAUAUAACCUGUUCUUAGGCCAAAUGCUGCCCGACGUGUUUCAUACCAAUUGUUAGACCAUUCUUUGCACAUUGAAUUUAACUCCAUUUUCUCGAUCGAGAUACAAGGCUCAAGGCGUGUGUGAUCGGUCGCAAGGGAAUGCUUACUCUUCCCACACUACUGGUAUGCGCAGGGGUCUGUUCGUUAACUUCAACUUUUUAUUAGGUUAUUAUGUAACGCGGGUUACAAGUGCUGCAAAGUUAGGGGCAAUACGCCUUGGUUAUGUUAUAGGUUGUUUUUGUCCAAGACAAUAUGCGAAAUUCUGACUUUGACAGAGACUGUUGAAACUCCUGUACAUGUACAUGUAGCAUCAGGUUAUUUGCCAGUAACCUGCAUCGUUUCUAAAAUUGAUCAUACGCCGACCAUGAUCUCGGGUGUCGAAUCAGUAGAAAAACUGAAAUACCAUAUGCAGAUGAUAAUGGAAUAUUGCUACUUUUAAUAUGAUGUAAAACUUAUACGGUACCAAUUUUGAUGCACCAGAUGCGCUUUUCGACAAAUCAUGUCUCUUCGGUGAUGCUCAACCGAAAUGAUUGGAAUCCGAAAUAACAAUGAUGUUUUAGAGCUAUUAUAGCCAAAAACAGUGUGCCAAAAGAAGUGGAGUCAAAUUCGUCUAAGGACAAGAGCUAUGCGUGAGGGAGAUAAUCCUUAAUUUUUAAGUGAAUUUCUAAAUUUUAUCACGGCAAUUAAAUAUACAUCCGUAUUUUCAAGCUAGUAACGAAGUACUUAGCUACUGGGCUGUAGAGACCCUCGGGGACUAACAGUCCACCAGCAGAGGCCUCGACCCAGGGGUCGUAAUGUAAAACUUAUAUGGUACCAAUUUUAAUGCACCAGAUUUCAUUCGAAAUGCAAUCAAUAUUCUUACUUGAUUAUUUUAUCCGAGUUGUGGAAAUUUCAUAACAAAUGGCCCCCUGUCAAUAUGAACUGUCAUGAAGUUUCAAUAUUGAAUUAAUCAGGAAAUAGUUUUGGAGAGGUUUGUCAAAAUAUAUUAUUAUACUUUCAUGUAAAAUACUCGAACCUGAUUGGUCGAGAAGCAUUUGAAAAAACAUAUUGUUACCCUCUGAGAACAGAAAACACGCGCCCCAGGGUGAUAGUAUCUAGCAACGGGUAACAGUACUUGACAACGGGUGAUAUUAUAAAAAAUUAUCACAUGCGUCAAAUUUAUGCGCGUACGGUUCGCCGUAGAUUGCUAGACGACGUCGUUUGAGCGUUUGUAAUAAACGAGAGUACCCGCAUCGAAAUACGAAAUAUCGCAUGACAGUGAUUGAUCAAAUGUCAACAGACGUAAAUUUUUCUGCUUUCCAGUUUACAUAACAUUCAGUAUAAUAAAACAAAUAUUGCAUGUAGUUGAGGGUAACAUUGAAAUUUUCACCCCUCGAGAAACCAUUGUCAACCUCGGCUACGCCUCGGUUGACAAUGGUUUUCUCGGGUUGAAAAUUGUCAAUGUUACCCUCAACUACAUGCAAUAUUUAUAUACUAGCGGAAAAAAGAAACUGGAUUAUAAAAUUUAGUAUAUUUUUUCUAUAUUUAUUGUUUAUAUUUAUAAAAUCUAAACAAUUGAUAAAAGUGAUGUUUUUGAACAAUACCGGAUAGUACCCGACUCAGAUGCACGGAUUUUUUCAUGGUUAGUGAACACAUGCUGUUUAUUGAAGUGUUCAUACGCACGAGUUUUAUUGGCCAAUACUGUUUGGAGUAAGAAGUGUAAAAGGUUUGUUUGGACACUAUUCGUUAAGGAAAGCACUUUAGUUUUGACAAAAUUUACCCUUCUGUCAUGCCACAACUCGGCGAAAACCAACGUAAUCGUGCUGUUGGGAUGCUUCAAGCUGGAAUGGCACAAAAUAUCGUAGCAAGACAAUUUGGAGUUCAUCGCAACACCACCCAGUCAUUAUGGAGACGUUUCCAACAAUCUUGGUAAUACUCGGGAUCAACCACGUUCUGGGCGUCCUCGUGUGACGUCGAGUCGACAGGACAACCACAUUAGACUUGUGCAACUGAGAAAUCGUUUCCAGACAGCAAGUUUAACUGCUCGUAACAUUCCUGGACUUCGACCAAUCAGUCCAAGAACUGUGCGUAAUCGUCUUCGCGAGCACAACAUCAGACCAAGACGUACAACGAGGUGCCCAAUACUGCUUCAACACCAUCGUAUCGCUAGACUAGCGUGGUGCAGACGACAUCUGCGAUUCAGAAUACAGGACUGGGCCAAUAUUCUGUUCACUGAAGAAUCUAGAUUUCAUUUGGAUAACAGUGACGGUCGUUGUAGAGUGUAUCGUCACGUUGGGGAGUGGUACUAGGACGCGUGUGGUGUGCAACGUCGACAAUUCGGUGGAGGUAGCGUUAUGGUGUGGGGUGAAAUAACAGUACGUGGAAGGACCCCUAUACAAAUUGUCAAUAGAAUCUCACCGGCGUACGCUAUCGAGACGAAAUUAUUCAGCGCCAUGUGAUACCCUUCAUACAGAGACAGUAAUUUCACAUCACUCUGCAGCAAGACAACGCAAGGCCACAUGUUGCACGUGUAGUCAGAGACUUUUUUUGUUCAACAGAAUGUCGAUAUCUUGCCUUGGCCAGCUGUUUCCCCCGAUUUAUCGCCGAUCGAGCACGUCUGGGAUGAAAUGGAACGACUUCUACGCCGUUUACUAAAUCAGCCAAUGACAUUGGCUGAUUUAGGCUGGGCAUUAACCAACAUCUGGAACAACAUUCCUCAAGCAUUUCUGAACACUUUAGUGGCAUCAAUGAGGCGCCGUUGUCAAGCAUGCGUGAAUACAAAUGGUGGUCACACGUGUUAUUAACUUUGUUAAUUCAAGUUCGAAUACCAGUGUCUUUCGUGUGUGCUGAAAUUUAAGUUAUUCGACGUUAACAUUAAUGGAUUAUGAAAUGUUGUAACGAAUAUAUUUGUUAGCAGAAUUACAAAAAAUAAAAUUUGUUCAUUGUUA
Messenger RNA from Ostrea edulis (European flat oyster), 6712 nucleotides. RefSeq names its product calcitonin gene-related peptide type 1 receptor-like. The coding region runs from base 968 to 2638 and encodes 556 amino acids. Gene Ontology annotation, molecular function: G protein-coupled peptide receptor activity. Gene Ontology annotation, biological process: adenylate cyclase-modulating G protein-coupled receptor signaling pathway; cell surface receptor signaling pathway. Lineage: Eukaryota; Metazoa; Mollusca; Bivalvia; Ostreida; Ostreidae. The transcript is spliced from 13 exons. Gene Ontology annotation, cellular component: plasma membrane. The record is from RefSeq and is a predicted model, not a curated record.